This is a messenger RNA of Colletotrichum navitas, 2172 nucleotides long. RefSeq lists its product as uncharacterized. The transcript has a single exon. The coding region runs from base 83 to 1843 and encodes 586 amino acids. The record is from RefSeq and is a predicted model, not a curated record. Lineage: Eukaryota; Fungi; Ascomycota; Sordariomycetes; Glomerellales; Glomerellaceae.
UUUCCCUCGAACAUUCCCAAAUUUGACAUCUUUCUUCUUCGACCAUAUCGUUAACAACCUGGCAGCUAAUUCGAAGUACAAAAUGAGCAAAGCUGAACACGCCGCUACGGCGUAUCGAGAUGGCGCCAUGGACGGCUCUCCGAUGCCGCUCACUGCCUCUGCUCCCAGGGCAGCGGAGAUCAGCAAGAGGAGCAACUCAAGCAGUAGGAGGGACAUUCGUGUCGAGAACGAGUAUCGUCAGCCCGCCCCCCAUUCGAUGAUGGCAGAUGUUGCCAUUGGACCGAGAUCGGAUAUCAGACGCAAUCAGCAACGGCCUGGGCUGAGGAUUCGUCGUUUCGGCCGGUCCGACUUCGAACGGUUCAAUGAAGAAGCUGCUGUUGGUUCUCAUCUAUUAUUGGGAUCAAGCAGCAUUGGCAAAGUCGAGAUCGAGUGCAAUUACCGUUGGAGAAAGGCACGAUGGGGAGUGCUUGGGCCAAACCAGAACCCAGCGGGCAUCGUGUAUAUCGACAUCUCUUUCAAGCAGCCCCCGGAACACAUGCUCAGCAACGCCAAUAUUCUCAUCACACUAAGCGAAGACGCGCCUUCCUCCCUUGGCAGAUUUAGUCGCAGGAAACCUAUCCGGACGUCCUUGGAUUCGGAACACGCUGUGCAGGUUACGGAGUACUUCGGGCCUCAUGCUAUUUACGGCCCUCAGGGCAUGAGUCUCGAAACCAAGGAGAGGACAUUCCAACCCACCAUAGGAGCUGGCGGUAUGGUUGAACUUGGCGGGAUGGGAACUCGCCAAAGCGUCACUCGUCAAUACGUUGACAGCUGGACUUUCAAAGGAACACAGAAACGAGCCAAGGACGGCAUAGGUCUACGGUGUCUCGAAUGGGAGCUUACAGAGAACGACACCGAGAAAAAGCCGUUGCAUAAUCACGUGUUUCAUACAGCUUUCGCAUUCGAACACAGCGGGAAGCCAGUCAAUAUGUGCGUCGAGAUCGGGGGACGCCUCAAGAGCAAGACCAAGCAAGGGAAGCAACGACUCUUCAGAUUCCGCUCGAGAUCCGGCGAUAAAGAUAACAACGUCAUGGUCACUCAAAUCGAUCUCUCUACAGCCAGAAACGACUUCCAGGACAAGCUCGACCAGUUAGCGUUUGGUCUCAACCUGGACAUGCAGAGGAUCAAUCUUGAGGCGAUCCCCGUAGAGAUGCCGGUACCUACUCAGGCUACUUUUGAGCCGGUGGCUUCGGACGCAAGAUCGUACGCAGACGAGGCCAUUUUGAACAGUAUUGAGGAAUCCCCGGGUGAUGAUAUCAACGAGUUGAAGGAGUUUCUGCUGCAGGAAACCACACGGCCGCCAGCUUUCAAGAUUUCUCAGCCGGUAUGUAGCGGCAACUCAUCAAGCGGCGACGAGACCCUCGUCAACGAUAGUGACCACACUGUCUCAGGCGGAUCAACCGCUUCAAAACAAAUAGCUUGGCGAAUUCCCGAGGUUAUGAUUCUGGCCCUUGUCAGAUGGUUGAUGUUGAUGUUGAAAGCAAUUGGGACAGAUGACGUCUACCUUACUGGCAUGCCCGUCUCUACAGAUGAGGGUGGCAAGACGACCGCGGACCGGGACAUCAUGAUCGACCGUGUGAAAUCAGAGAUACGAAGCAGGAGCGGCCCGCGCAUGGAGUCAGUUCUAAACAGGAGAUUGCUGGACGCGGCAGCGACUCAAAGCGUUUCUAAGGGGCAUCUAGUCCCUGAACCGUAUGGCAGUCACUUUCAGGGCCAUCAGAGAAGGUUGAGCCAUGUUCGAGUUUCGGGUCAGGAUGCCGCCAGUAUGGAACUUCGAGGGAAUAAAAAUAGGUGCAGCAACUGAUGGGAUUCAACUUGACCAUAUCAGCACCAGUGACCGGCUGGGAAAAAGCUUACCCUGGCGUUUAUGAGCGCAGAAGAGGGAAAAAUCAUCGAAAAAGAGUAAGUAGCUUCCAGGGCCUUAAGUCCAUAAAAGGUGUCAGGUGCCAGAGGUAGGGGGCACCAGGGGACCACCAGCUAUAGGGCCAUAACCAGGAAAACUAUUAUCUAAGGGUUAUAUAAAAGCAGAGUUUAUAGGAACAGGAGAAUUAGGAGAAGGUAAAUUAAAAAAUAGUUAUAAUUAACCCCUAAUUACACUAUUUAUAGACUCCUUUACUUAGUACUAUAACACCU